GUUGUAAAGUGCGAACGUUUGCUUCCAGUGUUAGUUUGAAGCGCAGCCAACUUUGCUCACUUCUUUCUUUCCAAAACUCUGAAGAUGUCGAAUAUCAAGAGGAAGAAGACCAGGAAGCUCCGUGGUCAUGUGAGCCACGGUCACGGCCGUAUUGGCAAGCACCGCAAGCAUCCUGGAGGUCGUGGUAACGCUGGUGGUAUGCACCACCACCGCAUCAACUUUGACAAAUACCAUCCCGGUUAUUUCGGCAAGGUUGGCAUGAGGAACUUCCACUUGCGUCGCCAGCACAAGUUCAGGCCAGAAAUCAAUCUGGAUAAACUCUGGUCUCUGGUUGGAGCUGAGAAGUUCGCUGAGCUGGAGAAGGAGAAGAGCACGAAGGCGCCAGUUAUCGAUCUGGUUAAAUUCGGCUACUACAAGCUGCUCGGACGCGGUCACUUGCCCGCCCGCCCCGUCAUUGUGAAGGCCAAGUACUUCUCAAAGAAGGCUGAGGACAAGAUCAAGAAGGCCGGUGGUGUCUGCUUGUUGAGCGCCUAAGUUUAUAAGAUAUUCCUCUUCUUAAUGCAACUGAACGUAAUACAUUCGACGACCAUCAAAAAAUGUAUUUGUUUUUUAAUAAAUUUAAAUGAAAAACA
Messenger RNA from Drosophila albomicans, 632 nucleotides. RefSeq names its product 60S ribosomal protein L27a (gene RpL27A). Gene Ontology annotation, biological process: translation. The record is from RefSeq and is a predicted model, not a curated record. Gene Ontology annotation, cellular component: ribosome; cytosolic large ribosomal subunit. The coding region runs from base 85 to 534 and encodes 149 amino acids. The transcript has 4 exons. NCBI's taxonomy places the organism in Eukaryota, Metazoa, Arthropoda, Insecta, Diptera, Drosophilidae. Gene Ontology annotation, molecular function: structural constituent of ribosome.